Molecule: messenger RNA, 2052 nt
Organism: Emys orbicularis (European pond turtle)
Lineage: Eukaryota; Metazoa; Chordata; Testudines; Emydidae
Gene: ACSL5
Product: acyl-CoA synthetase long chain family member 5
Exons: 20
Coding region: 1-2052 (683 amino acids)
Biological process (GO): long-chain fatty-acyl-CoA biosynthetic process; positive regulation of long-chain fatty acid import across plasma membrane; long-chain fatty acid metabolic process
Cellular component (GO): mitochondrion; membrane; endoplasmic reticulum
Molecular function (GO): arachidonate-CoA ligase activity
Source: RefSeq, a predicted model, not a curated record
AUGAUUUGGAUACUUCAUUUCUUGUUUUCACCACUCCCAACACCAGCAUUGAUUGGCCUUAUUACUCUUGGAGCUACAAUUUUCUUAUGGGUGAUAACCAGACCAAAGACCAUUUCACCUCCUAUUGACUUGAACAACCAGUCAAUAGGAAUUCAGGGAGGUGCCCGAAGAAGUACUUUCUUGCCAGAGAACAAGCUGCUUGCUUAUUACUAUGAGGAUGCCAAAACUAUGUAUGAGGCCUUCCAAAGAGGACUUCAUGUGUCUGAAAAUGGACCGUGUUUGGGGUACAGAAAACCAAAACAGCCAUAUCAGUGGUUGACUUACAAACAGGUGUCGGACAGAGCUGAAUACCUGGGAUCAGGGCUUUUGUUCAAAGGAUGUAAACCCUCACCAGACCAAUUUAUUGGCAUCUUUGCUCAAAAUAGACCAGAAUGGAUCAUUUCAGAAUAUGCCUGCUACACUUACUCAAUGGUUGCUGUUCCACUCUAUGACACUCUGGGGCCAGAUGCCAUUGUAUUUAUUAUUAACAAAGCUGACAUCUCCAUGGUGAUCUGUGACAAACCUGAAAAGGCACAAGUCCUGCUUGAAAACUGUGAGCAAGGGAAGAUCCCAGGUCUGAAGACCAUCAUUCUGAUGGAUCUCUUUGAUGAUGAGCUCAAGGAUAAAGGUGCCAAAGAAGGAGUUGAGAUCCUGUCUCUUCAGGAAGCUGAGGAGCUGGGCAGGAACAACUUAAGAGAACCUGUUCCUCCUAAACCUGAGGAUCUUAGCAUUGUCUGUUUCACCAGUGGAACAACAGGCAACCCAAAAGGAGCCAUGCUCACACAUGAAAACGUUGUUGCAAAUGCUGCUGCUUUCCUUAAAAGUACUGAGACUACAUUUGACUGCAAGACUUCAGACAUCUCAGUGUCCUAUCUUCCUCUGGCUCACAUGUUUGAGAGAGUAGUACAGACUAUAAUGUACUCCAGUGGCGCAAGAGUGGGUUUCUUCCAAGGAGACAUUAGACUACUAACAGAUGACAUGAAAACCUUGAAGCCGACUAUGUUUCCAACAGUACCAAGACUGCUCAACAGGAUCUAUGACAAGAUACAAAGUGGUGCACAGAAUCCAUUGAAACGGGUUCUGUUCAACUUUGCAUUAGCCAGAAAACUGGACGAAGUGAAGAAGGGCAUUCUCCGAAAUGACAGCAUCUGGGACAAAAUGAUCUUUAAGAAAGUCCAGGAGACCAUGGGUGGGCAAGUGCGUAUAAUGGUAACAGCAGCUGCCCCCAUAUCUCCCUCUGUCCUGACACUUCUCAGAGGAGCAUUGGGAUGUCAGAUUUUUGAAGCCUAUGGUCAGACAGAAUGUGCAGCUGGCUGCACUUUCACAGUGCCUGGAGAUUGCACAACAGGCCAUGUUGGAGCACCUCUACCCUGCAAUAUCCUAAAACUAGAAGAUGUGGCUGACAUGAACUAUUUCUCUUCCAAUAAUGAAGGAGAGGUCUGCAUUAAAGGACCAAAUGUCUUCAAAGGUUACUUAAAGGAUCCUGAGAAAACAGCUGAAGCUAUUGACAUGGACGGCUGGCUUCACACUGGAGACAUUGGGAAAUGGAUGCCAAAUGGAACUCUGAAGAUCAUUGACAGAAAGAAGAACAUCUUUAAGCUAGCACAAGGAGAGUACAUUGCACCAGAGAAGAUUGAAAAUGUCUACAUCAGAAGUGCUCCUGUAGCGCAAGUUUUUGUACAUGGGGAGAGUUUAAAGUCUUCUCUAGUGGGUGUAGUAGUUCCUGACCCUGAGGUACUUCCAAAAUUUGCAGCAAAACUUGGAAUAAAAGGUUCAUCUGAAGAAAUUCACAAAAAUUCAGUAUUGAAAAAAGCUAUUUUAGAAGACAUGGUGAAAGUAGGAAGAGAAGCUGGCCUUAAGUCCUUUGAACAAGUUAAAGACAUCUACAUUCAUCCAGAGAUGUUCACUAUUGAACAGGGACUCCUGACUCCAACACUGAAGGCAAAAAGAGCAGAACUCUCUAAAUACUUUCAGACCCAACUUGAAGCCCUCUAUGCAAAUAUGCAGGAAUAA